Messenger RNA from Juglans microcarpa x Juglans regia, 2075 nucleotides. RefSeq names its product BAG family molecular chaperone regulator 1-like. The record is from RefSeq and is a predicted model, not a curated record. Bases 691 to 1746 code for a protein of 351 amino acids. Gene Ontology annotation, cellular component: cytoplasm. Gene Ontology annotation, molecular function: protein-folding chaperone binding; adenyl-nucleotide exchange factor activity. Gene Ontology annotation, biological process: protein stabilization. The transcript is spliced from 4 exons. Lineage: Eukaryota; Viridiplantae; Streptophyta; Magnoliopsida; Fagales; Juglandaceae.
GCAGCCGUGGUAGCUGGCCACUCGUUUUAAUAUUCAUUUUCAUUUUCCUCUCGCUCCCUCGCUCUUCUUCCUCGAGUUUUCCAGAACAAGAAGAAAGAGAGAGAGAGGGUGAGGGUGAGUGAAAUUUUAGUCCUUUGAUAUUCUGUUUCUUUAGAUUUUGCUUCGGCAUUGAGUCUUCCGGCACGUUCUUGGGAAAAAUCGUACGUUUCAGAUUCUUGGGCUUUGGUUUUAUUUCAGAAGAAUUUGUUUGGCCAAGGAAAUCUACAGCUGGUUGACUACAUUUUUGCUCAAGAGAUCUAUUUUCUGAGCCUUGACAGGUUCAAUAUUUUGGGUUGCAGCCGGUUACUUUCGCCGGCCCGCGAUCUCUUGGUGGCUUUCUUGGAGAGUAAGCUUGAGGGGUUCCAUUUUUUCUUAUGCGAGACGCCAUUGAUUCUGCAAAGAAAAAGAAAAAAAGUUGGAAGUUUCUCUUCUUCUCUCUCUCUCUCUCUCUCGCUCUCUCUCUACGCGUGGUUGUCGUGGGGUUGGACUCGUGUAAUGUUGGGGUCAGAAGCUCCAACGGGGUCUAACAACCUUUGUCUCGAUUGGGUAUCUCUGAUUUUCGACGCAGAUCGCCCAUAAUCAAAGUUCACGGAGAUCUGAAGUUCUUCGAAACAUCUUAGGGACUAAAUAAAAAAAGAGAAGGAGCUAAAGAUGAUGAGAAUGCAGACUAAGACCACGGGGGUGGAACCAAUGAAAGGUGGAGGCGGUGGUGCUGAGCCAGGAGGAACUUCCGAGUGGGAGCUGAGGCCCGGAGGAAUGUUAGUUCAGAAGCGAGACCCGGAUUCCGAUCGCAACACGGUUCCGGCACCGACAAUUAGAGUUAAGGUCAAGUACGGGUCAACCUACCACGAAGUCUAUAUCAGUUCUCAAGCUACAUUUGGGGAGUUGAAGAAAAUGUUGUCGGGGCCGACGGGGUUACACCAUGAAGAUCAAAAGCUGAUUUACAAGGAUAAAGAGAGGGAUUCAAAGGCGUUCCUCGACACUGCUGGGGUGAAGGACCGAUCAAAGAUCGUGCUAGUUGAGGACCCUAUUAGUCAAGAAAGGCGAUACCUUGAGUUGAGACGAAAUGCAAAAAUGGAGAAGGCAUCGAAAUCUAUCUCAGAAAUCAGCCUGGAGGUUGAUAGGCUUGCUGGCCAGGUGUCGGCUCUGGAAUCCAUAAUCAAUAAAGGUGCGAAAGUUGCGGAAACAGAUGUGCUUACUCUGAUUGAGCUAUUGAUGAAUCAGUUGCUUAAAUUAGAUGGAAUCGUGGCCGAUGGAGAUGCGAAAUUGCAAAGGAAAAUGCAGGUGAGAAGAGUGCAGAAGUAUGUUGAAACUCUAGACAUGUUGAAGAUAAAAAACACGACGCCGACAACCAGCAAUGGGGGUCAAAAUCCAAUGCAACAUCCUCCUCAGAGGCAAUCAAAUGGGCAAAGACGUGCCCCGAACCAUGAGCGGCAGAGGCAUUCCAAUGGGCAGAGACUGGCACCAAUUCAAGAGCAGCAAACGAGGCGUUCGUUUGGGCAUUUGUCGAUCAAUCAGCAACCACAACAAGAGGAGGAGCAGCCGCAGCAGCAAUCAAGGCAUUCGACAUCAGGGGUAGUUGUUACGACCAAAUGGGAGACAUUCGAUUCCACCCCUGCAUUAAUUCCACUCCCUUCCACAUCCACAUCCACCUCAGCCACUCAAAACUCAGACAAACCAAAGUUCAGCUGGGAAUUGUUCGAGUAAGCCAUAGGCCGCGUAUUUUUUUUGUUUUUCCUUUUUGGUUUGUGUGGAUGAUGUGAUUUGGGCUUGUCUUUACUUGGGUUUGGUAUCUCUUUCUCCAUUCUUUUCUGUAUCUAGAUUUUGUUGAGCACCCCCUUUAGUCUGUCAUCACAAAUAAAUGGGGUCAGUACCAUAUAUUGAUUAUUACAGACCUGCUGUUCUCUUCCUCUGUUUUCCUACCGUUCAUUUACCAUUUGAAUGUUCUGUUCCGAUAGGGAUGUUACCAUGUAGAUUCGUUACUUGAAGAUUAUAGGCUAUAAGACAUUCAGAUGAAGGAGAUGUGUAUUUUGCAA